AUGAUGAUGGGUGAAAAUGACAUCUUAUCAGCCGAACAAUAUUACGAGACGAACAACGAGGCGACACCUCUUCUUUUACGAGCCCCCGAUCCGCCAUACAAGAUGGUGAAAAAUAUCGGCAUUUCGCAGCAGGCUUUAGUCGUGGAUACGACGGGCUCGAAGAUGUCAAGCGCUAAUAAGUUUCCCCAAUACAUGGCUGGGGUCUCGGCGACCCUUGGUGCCAUGGCCGCAGGUAUGGUGCUCGGGUGGACUUCGGCUGCCGGCAAGAACGGGAUAGACCUCGCCAAAGAGUACAACAUACCCCUGACCGCCGACGAGUUCUCAUGGAUCGGAUCCCUCGUAACCCUCGGGGCGGCGGCGAUCUGCGUACCCAUUGGAAUACUGUCGGACCUCAUUGGCCGUAAGACCGCGAUGCUCCUCCUCGUGAUACCAUUCACCAUCGGCUGGCUCUUCAUCAUAAUGGCCAAGUCCAUCCUCAUGUUCUACGUCGGACGAUUCGUAACCGGCCUUAGCGGAGGUGCCUUUUGCGUAACGGCGCCCAUGUACACGGCCGAGAUAUCGGAGAGCUCGAUCCGUGGCACCCUCGGCUCCUACUUCCAGCUGAUGCUCGUAAUAGGCAUCCUCUUGUCUUACGGUCUCGGCCCAGCCAUCAAUAUGUACAAUCUAUCAUUGAUCUCCGCGGUCGUGCCCGUCGUCUUCUUUUGCGUGUUCAUCUUCAUGCCGGAAACGCCGAUCUAUUACCUGAGGAAGGGCAAUCGGGACGCAGCGAAAGCGAGCCUCCUAAGGUUGCGCGGCUCGCAUUACAACGUCGAGCCAGAAUUACAGGCGCUGGAGGAGUCGUUGAUGGAGGAACAGAGAAAAAAGACGUCCUUAGCCCAGGCUUUAAGGACUAAAGCCGCGAGGAAGGGCCUCGUCAUCGCCUUCGGACUCAUGUUCUUUCAGCAGCUGAGCGGCAUCAACGCCAUCAUCUUCUACGCCGGAUCGAUAUUCGAGAGCGCCAACAAAUCCAUAUCGGUCAAUGUGUCCACGCUGAUCGUCGGUAUAAUUCAGGUUAUCGCGGUCUUUCUCAGUACGUUGGUCGUCGACAAGCUCGGCAGGAGGAUCCUAUUGUUCGUCUCGAUCGUCGUCAUGUUGGUAACCACUUUCUUCCUCGGCACCUACUUCUAUCUGCAGCGGCAAACGAGCGUAGACGUUACGCAUAUUGGAUGGUUGCCGCUCCUUUGCGUCUGCGUUUUCAUCUUCCUGUUCUCGGUGGGUUUCGGGCCCAUUCCUUGGUUGAUGAUUGGCGAACUCUUCUCCUCGACCACAAAGGGUAUCUCUGGAAGUAGCGCCUGCUUCUUCAAUUGGCUCAUGGCGUUCGUCGUCACCAAAUAUUAUUCGUCGCUCGAGUUGGCAGCUGGUACUUACACAUGCUUCUGGCUGUUCUCGGCUAUCUGCGCGAUCGGCUCCGUCUUCGUUUUAGUCCUGGUGCCCGAGACCAAAGGCAAGACGCUGGAAGAGAUUCAGCAUGAGUUGGGUGGUCAAAGUAGCAGCAACGAAGCUGAUAAGGCUUGACGAUGAUCGUUGAUGCGAUCGAUAGCACAAGCGUGUGAAAAUAAAUUAAACGUGAAACAUCAAAUGUUCUUUACGCCGGUGCUUGAUUUAGUUACAUUUCAGUAUGCUGAUGAAGCCACGAGGCGCUAAGUGUCAUAAAUCG
Messenger RNA from Ceratosolen solmsi marchali, 1696 nucleotides. RefSeq names its product facilitated trehalose transporter Tret1-2 homolog. Gene Ontology annotation, biological process: carbohydrate transport; transmembrane transport. The transcript has 3 exons. The record is from RefSeq and is a predicted model, not a curated record. Bases 1 to 1554 code for a protein of 517 amino acids. Lineage: Eukaryota; Metazoa; Arthropoda; Insecta; Hymenoptera; Agaonidae. Gene Ontology annotation, cellular component: membrane. Gene Ontology annotation, molecular function: sugar transmembrane transporter activity.